GACAGCGGCCGCCAGCGAAGAACAACACCACGCCCGAAGGACCUUCCCGACGCGUGCCCUUCCCACCCGUGCCGCCGCCGCUAACGGCACACACGCGCAUGGCGGCCGGCACCGAGAGACGCAGCUGUCGCCUGGGGAGCCACGUGCUUCUGUCACGCUCUUGCGGCACGCUGUUCAUGUCUAGCGCCGCUUGAAUUGAGGGCCCACGGACUCGCCUGGCCCCCUGUUGCGCCUGGGCAUGGCGGCCGACGUGAGCAUGCUGUUUUGCAGUGAUGGUCGUGAGUGGGGAAGCUACUUGACUGACUGCUUCCGGCAGCAGGCUCUGACCGUUACCCAGGAGGCCCUGGACGCCAUCUCGCUUCCAUUACCCCAGGACAGGGCCAAGGCAUUGGGAGUGGCUAAGGUCUCUCUCCUGAUCGUGUCUCCAGACCUGUUGGAGCUGUUGGACCGGCGUGGCGCUGAACUUUUCUCGGUGGGUCGAUUACUCGAAGCGGAUCGUGGCCUGGCUAUGCUGUGCGGCGUCGAUCCGCACGAGCUGGGCUCGUCCCUCCGCGCCGCCUUCCCCAACUUCUCAUCGUGGCCGCAGCUGGAGGCUCGCAACCAGGACCGCGAGUUUGUCAUACGACUCGUCGAGACGGCUCGCGAAAUUGUGGAGCGUUCUGAUCAAACCAUGCGGGGCUCGGGAGCUGGAACGGCCCAGUUCCGCCUCUGUCCGCGCAAAGUGCACCAGGGAAACUCGAAGGUGUUUGCCAUGCUGAACGAGCCAGUGGAACAGAACCAGAAGUUUCACGUGCUCUUCGAGAGUUCUGGGAUGCAGGAGCUACCUGUAAAAUGGAGGAAUCCGUACAUUCUACAGUUUACAGUUCCUGAGACGUUCCUGCAGGUGUCGAAAGUGGUGAACGUACAGCUCCAUUGCGAUGGCGCACUGCUGGGCGUGCGCCAGCUCAAGUGCGAGUCUCAGAUGUCGCAGCUGCACUCUCUGCUCCAGUCGGCCACGUCGCCGUAUGAGAUGCUGAGCCUGACGCUAGGCCUAGCCACGCUACACGACGUGGACAUGGCGCUGGCAACCAACCUGCGCCGCAACUUGCCCGCGAGGGGCUUCCACCUGCUUGGGCCGCAACAGCAAGCCGCCCCUGAGAAGAAGCGCUGUGAGGAGCUCUUGCCAACUCUUCUGCACUUUUCUGCACACUACGGACUCCACGAACUGAGCCAGGCACUCCUGCAGUGUCCAGGUGCCACCGCCUGCUGUCAGAUGCUGAACUGCAAAGGCCACUCGCCUGCUCAGCUUGCAUCGAAUGCGGGUCAUCAUCGGCUUGCUAUCACAAUCAAUGAUUUUCAAGCCAGAGCGACUACACCUGCGGUGGAAGAAGACGCCCCAGUACUCCCUCCUGCGCGAGUCCAGUCAAACCCGGGUAGAGGCAGUCCGCCUCGGAUGCACUAUGAGAACAUCACUGUGGGUGGUCACUACGCGAGUCCUGGCGCCGCUCGAGGCGCUCCCGUGUGCAAUCCGUCGUAUGGCCUGGCACCACCUUUGCCUUCGUCCGCUGCACCAGAGCCACCGACCGUUGACGAUGACCAGGAGGCCGAGUAUCUGAGCAUGCUGCCACAGAUCAACGUGCCUCUUAAAGGACAAAGCUUUGCACCAAGUCAAAGUGAUCAAGGUGAAGUGAAAAAUGAAACGAAUUCCACAAGUGGACAAACUGAUCAAGGCAUGCCGGAAAUGGUCUUCUCAAAUACACAAGAGGACCUCGUUCGAAUAAUAGAAAUGUACAAGAAGGGCAUUCCCUUCUCGCAGAUUGAGAAGCUCUUUGAUUACUGGAAGAAGAACAACGAAAACUCCAAAAACAGCGAAGAUAGCAACCUCCAGGCUCUUCGUGAGCUUUACAAACAGAAGCAGCGUUCAGCGCAGGCAGCAAAGCAGUCAUUCAGUCUCAGUGACCUACGACAAAUCAUCACCGGCAAAGGAAACAGGCGUGGAAGCCGAAGUCGUGACAUCCAGCACACGACACUGCCUAACAUGAAGCAAGACGACUCCUCUGAUGGCUGUCGACGCGUCAGCACGCUUAGUGCCGUCUCUACAUCCAGCAGUGGCAGUUCCAGUUCAAGCGACCGCCUAAGCACGCUAAGUUCAAUGAGUGCGUAUGACAGCGGGGCGCAUUCAGACUCGUGCGAGGAAGGACGGCCGCCGCCGCGGCCCCCGCGACUGCCGGCGCCGCGUAACCCCAAGACGGCGAUGCACCAGUACUACGCCUUUGCGCCAGGCAGCGCCGACCGGAAGGCAUCCCACCCCCACUCUCCGGCUUCCUCGCAGGUCGGAGAUGUUGCAGCAUCCACCAUCUCGGAAGUCAGGGCGAACAGCAUGCCGUCCAGCAUUUCGCUGCAUGGAAAUAUGAGCUCACCAGCCAAGCCUGCGGUGGUGAACCCAUCGGCAGGCGUGUACUACGACAUUCCGCAAGUGCCUCGACCCGUCGUUGACCAUCAGCACAACCCGCUGCUGGACUACGACUUUCCGACGGCCGCGCUACGGCGUGUCGCGCCACAUCCCUGCGCCCCGGAGUCCGAUGACAGCCGACACUACUACGACAUCCCAAAGUGGGGCGCUUCUGGCGCCCCCCUCCCCGCGGCUCCGUCCAGCAAGCAGCAGUUGCGGCUCAGCAUCCCCGACAUACCCGCACCUCCUGUGCCUAAUGACUGAGCGUCCUGCAGGUCGGGAGAGUUCUCAGGCCGCCCAUAUCGUAGCCUAGGCUGCAGCUCAGACGAGCAGCUUGAAGGGGGAGUGGUAUAUCUAUAUUGAAAACAAGUUAUGUGCUGUAUCUGUUCCCCGUCUUAUAAUGUAAGAAAUGAUGCUGAGAAGCGAGCAUUGAAUGUUUAGUGUCGGUGUUUGGCUGCCACAUUUCAAAAAUUGUUACCAGAUUAGGCAGAAUGAUUGGAGGGUGUAUGCAUGCUUCUUGCUUGGGCAUAUAUAUAUUUUUUUCUCUCGUCACUGCUGAAUCAAUUGAAUUUCUCGCAUAUCAGAAUCGACAAAAAAAGGUGAAAAAAUUUUGUAGACUGCUAGUGGGAUCUUCUUUUGCCUUAGAAGGUCCUCAAUUUGCGAGAAUGAUAAUGAAGGAAUCCAAAAGUUACUGUUGACGUUCCUUAUCACGCAGCUCUGCUUUACGCAGUGUCUGUGAUGGGCAUGUUCUCUCUUUGAAGCAGAGGUUGUAUUUUAUGUGUAGGUCAAUGUUUGUUUUUUUCUGUUUUGAAUCUCCAUCGGUUGCGGAACUUUCUUCUUUUCAUGAAGGAAGCUCUGGCCUGUUUGCUUCAGGUUGCUUUCUGCUUACCUACCUUUGUGCCAUUUUUGCACUUGUUAACAGACAACACUGUCACAAUUCUCUUCUGUUUAAUGCCUGUCUGAUUUUCGUGACCCAGUUAUUGCGGUCAAUUAAAAAUAUCGAUUUGUCAACAUUAAGCUUUGUUCCCGAAUUCCUGUUGCCUUUAGUGCAGAAAUCAGCCUACACUUAAAAGCAAGCAAGCUAAAGAAAUGGCUGUUAGCAAACAUGCAAGAAUUUAUUUGCUGCGUGCUCAUGCAUAUUAUGUGCCUUUCGGAUCAGUCUCAUUCAGCAUUUAAUAAAAUGCCAGAGCAACGUGCUCUUUGGCGUGAAUGCGGCUGAAUGUUGCUGCAGGAGAAAGAAAAAAAAUGACCAUGUAAUUAUUUUUGUAAGUUUGCUUAAUGUUGGGUGAACCUGUGCUCGUUAGCUAAGCCUGAACUAUUUUGAACUGACCAGUAUACCUAAAAGUGCACUGAAGUCUGAAAUAUAAAUUCUUGUGCAAUUUGUGUUUUGUGCAGGGAAAGUGCCAAAUCAGUUCAUGUACCAUACUGUUAAGCUGCCUAGACACAUCAUGUGUACGUUUGUCCCAAUAUAGGGGAAAAUGAUAGUGGAAUAUGUACACCUUAAUAUUCAUGUGUACUCUUGCCUCUAAAGCAAGCUUCAAAUACAACAUAGCAGCUUAUCGUGUAUGCAGUAAUUAAUAAUAAUGAUUGUGAUGUGACAGAUGACGUGAGCUUGAAAUUGUAUUCUCAAGAAAUUUUUUCUCGUCACAUUCAUUUUUUUAAUUAUCAUAACUAAGUGGUACUGUGUGUCCAGAAGUUUAGCCAGAUAUCUGAGCACAACUGCGCAGUGCUUGCUUAAGAGAACGAGUGGAUAAAUGCAUCUUCCCACAUUUACAGCAGCUGGCAGAAAUGCCUUCAGUUAUGCUCCAUGCACCAGCAUCAUUGUUGAAUCUGUGCAACGCACAUCUUACCUCAGAUGUUUCUUGUCAGCGGCUUUUCCUUGUCGCUUUGCCGGGAUGUAAUACCUCGAUAAACAUCUAGUCCAGAGAACCAAAACGCUGAGAGUCGUGGGCGCUGCUGAAGUGACUGAAUAGCUGCGAGCGGGAGUAAGUUAUUGUGAUGUUUCAUUUUGUGUGUGCGGUUUUUUUCCUCUUCCUAUUCGUAGUGUUAAUUUGGACAAGCAAGCCUCAAUUUCCACUUGCAGUCCUUCACAACAGUCAUAUUUUGUGAUGGGUGCGACUUUCUUGCUCACACUUUGUUAGUCAGCUUGGCGAGAGCGAAUCUCCCUUGGACACUGUUACUAUUUCAGCGAGUUGCCGCAUGCACGCCCGCAGGAAGGCUGCAGGCAGGGCAACAUAACCUCAAACAGCUCGAGUGUGGCCAAGUUUUGGGCCAGCUUUGCCGCGGAGCAUUAGAGAAUAUUCCUUCAAAUCUUAUUUCGAUCUUCCGAUUAGAAAGGAAGGAGCUCCUACCAAAGAAAACUGCAACGUCACGUGAAGUUACCAAAACGGUGACGCGUAUCGUCAUUCUUCUUUAGCUACACAGGUUAAUAAAUGUGACGAGGCGUUGCCUCUGCCACAUAGCUGAAGUGCAAAAUGAAGAGUUACAUGCUCGGUGCCUUUUUUUUAAUUACUUUGGAAGGCACUACAUUUGGGAAAUGAGAAACUGUUGGUUCUUUAAGCGUGCGCUUUUGGCAUCCAUCGUGUGCUUUUCACCCGCAAGCCAGACGAGACGUGUGCUGCUUUUAUAUGCUUUUCAUAGGCGCAGUGCGCGUGUCGGUUCCGACCAAAUGACGCGGGUAUACUUGCCACCCUUGGUUGGAUGGGGUGUCGUUGCAAGAGGAUACCGUUUCGCAAGAGACGGAUACUGUACAAAGUGAGGAUAAAGACCCUGUUUGCGCUGGCUUUCAUUGCAACGUGUACACUGGUUGUCUGCGCCAUACAGUCUUUUAUUUUUGUCGCGUGACUUUAUGGGCAUUGUGCACCACCGUUUUUAAUGUUCUUAUAUCUGCGUGUGAUCGAGUCUCACGUAUACGCAGAAGAUGAGUGAUGAUGUUUCUCAUGCUCUUCAAUAAAUAUAACUAUACCAAGUC
Molecule: messenger RNA, 5402 nt
Organism: Rhipicephalus microplus (southern cattle tick)
Lineage: Eukaryota; Metazoa; Arthropoda; Arachnida; Ixodida; Ixodidae
Gene: stumps
Product: DBB domain-containing protein stumps
Cellular component (GO): cytosol
Molecular function (GO): fibroblast growth factor receptor binding; transmembrane receptor protein tyrosine kinase adaptor activity
Source: RefSeq, a predicted model, not a curated record